CCACCGCCCGGUGGUUGCCGUGAUAUCCGGCCCGGAAAUCGAUGGAUCUCCGGCGAAUGAACCCUAAAAGCGCUACUAAGCCUGCAACGUUGCACCGCCAGGUCCUACGUAUCGCCUGAGGGCGGAGACCAUUAUCAAUUUCUGGAAAAACUUUUACCCGUCAUUUACUAGAUGCAGGUCCAUUUCGCAACCCGAAUCCGAUUUUCAAACCCGUUCUCGAACCCUAAGUCCAGUCCGUUUCGAUACGCGUCCCUCACCAUCUUCAAGCUCGAUCCUUUCCCCCACCAGAUCACCAGCGUGCACCGCAGUUCCAUGAAAAUGGCGAAAACUACUCACUCCAAUCCAAAGCGACCCGUUUGCCCGUCCUGCUCCAAGCCCGUGCGCACGUGCCUCUGCACUCGGAUCCUAUCUCCGGGUCUGGAUCACCCCGUGAGGGUCACCGUUCUCCAGCACAGCCUGGAACGGAAGCACCCUCUCAAUUCCACUCGAAUCUUGAGGCUAGGGCUCAAGAACGUCGCCGUUGCUACCGUUUCCGACGUCAACUUCGGCGCAAAGUUUUCGAUUUCGCUGCUCGAGCGAGACUCCGAAAUCAGCGCCGAUGGAUUGGUUGGUGUGGAUUUGGGUGUCCAAAACAGGGAGCAAUCUGGAGUGGAGGUGGAAAACCCUAAUUCGGUCGAAUCGAAUGGAGCUUAUUGUCCUGGGGAUAAUAGGAACCGCGGUUUGACUGCACCAAACAAUUUGGAAGUUUCGAUGGAUUCCCAGGUGCUGCAGAACUCACGCUCAUGUGGAGUCGUGUCUAGAGGUGCUAGCAAACCCGUUAUCAGUUUUCGAAUUGGCAAGAAGGGCAUUAUCAAAUCGAUAGACGACAUUUGGAUGUCUCGAAUCAGUCAUCAAGGAGCUGAUUUUGAUGCCAUAUUAGAUUGUCAGCCCGCUCGUGAUGUUCUGUCGAAUGGAUUUGUGGUUAGGAAAUUGCAAAACCUUGUAUUGAAUCCGAGCUCGAAGCUAGAAGAAUAUGAGGAAUUUGCACUCGAGGUGCCGCGCGGGUCGGUGCUUCUUUUCCCGACCGAGAAUGCACUCAGCAUUGACGAACUCAAGGCAGCUGAGUUCGAAGUCAGGAACUUGAUUGUGCUGGAUGGCACAUGGAUGAAGGCGAAGAGAAUGUACAGUGAGAAUCCUUGGUUGAAGCUGAUGCCUCAUUUGAAGUUGGAUUUGGAGGUGAUGAGCUUGUACGGAGAAGUUAGAAGUCAGCCUAAGGCUGGAUGUUUGUCCACCCUCGAGAGUGUCAUUUACACGAUGAAGGCAGUUGGGAACAGUCCGGAGGGGCUGGAUCAAUUGUUAGAUGUCUUCAAGUCCAUGGUCGAUGACCAGAGACGAUGUAAAGAUGAAAGAUUGGGUAAAUCGACUUCAGACAGGAUCAAACUUUAAGGGCUCUGGGAAGAUGCUCUCAUCCAUGUGUGUCAUGUUUGAUGCCUAGAAGAUCUAAAUCACACAUUAAAUUCCAAAAGUAUAUUAAUCGACUGGUUUCACAGAGAGAAUAAAUAGCUAGUGCAAACUUUUGAAGAGAUAGGAAAAGUUAUUAGCAUCCUUACUUGCCAGCCUUUAGGAAUGAGGUAUCCACCGAAGUCAAUAUCCUUUACGGCUACCCUGAAGCCAGCAAAAACUGGCGGAACCAUCCUCAGAGCUUCCAUCGCUACUCUUCAUGUGUACUUCAUCCUGGCAAGGUCUUCCCGAGUUAAAGGUUCCCCUGAAGUCUUGCUUUUUGCUGUAUCUUCUUGUUCUGCAAAAGCAAACCAAACUUAUGACUUGGAGCAAUAAGGGGGAAGGUACAUGCUUCUACCUUUGUUAUUAAAGUUGACAUCUGACUUUGGAAACUCCGACAAGUUUAUGUAUUGAUUUUUCUUACAUUUUGUCAAGCCAUCCAUUAUCCAUCAGCAAGAUAGAGAUCAUUAAUCAUCCUUACGCAGCUGGGUUCAUAGUUCAAGAGUGAACUAGGUUUGAACAAAUUUUUUUUCGUUUUGUUUCAACUCUCCUUCCUUUUUGUGCUGCAGGAAUCUCUGGGCAGAUUCGAAAAAUCUAAAAAGAUGCCAGGAAUAGAGGAUGUUUACCUUGAAGUACUGCUUUAUAAACAGCAGGAUUCUUAGAUAGAAGACGCAGCAUGAAAGUCAUGGGAACCGAUGAGGUAUCAUGUCCAGCAACCAUGACAAGCAUGAUAUUGUGGAGAAUUUCCUCGUCAGUCACAACUCGUUUAUUUUCUUCAUCGCGUUUACUUAACAGGCAUGUGAUCAAGUCUUGAUGAGGAGUUGCAAUGUGCUGCUCUAGUUUCGCUUUCUUCUCUGGUCUAAGUUCCUUCCAACAGAUCUUUGACCCUGGAGCUUGCACGUAGGCUCCUACUGUAGCGCGUGAACAGAAGCUUUACUGGUAUUGACCACAUUCCCUCUAUCAUUUCUUGAAAAUUUUGCAAGAAUUUCUCUCUUUCAGCUCAUUCCUCCAUACCGAAGAGAAGAGAGCAUAUAAUGUUGAAUGUAAGGUUUUUCAUCAGGGGCAAUGCCUAUAGCAAAAUCAAAACACUAGUGUUAUUUACUCUUCUUUUGUUUAUGCGCAUUCCAGUCUAUGCAUUCAUUCUCAUAGUCAAUACAUGCAGAGCCAUACAAGUGGGAACACCAGCUAUAUGAGAGAAUGAGUGCAUACACCAUACGUACCUUGAACUUUUUAUGUAUAUAGUAUAUCUCAAACAGAUCAAAGCAACGGUGGGAGUUCUACAGAAUAUCGACAUACCACAACUUUUUCCUUGCCCUGCCAGUGCAACUCGAUGUGCUUUCUGACUUCUUCAUUCAUUUUCCCCACGUACUGCUUCAGGGAUUCUGGUGGCAAGAACGACACCAGAGAGUCUCUCACCCGUUUGUGAUCUUGGCCACUGAGCUCCAUCAGAUUGAGGUCUCCCAGAAUCGCGCGGAUGGAUGAUGGUUGCUUGUUGGCAAUCUUGCUGCUAUCUCCGCAGAAUACAAGCUUGUUUGCUGUUUGUCCAUGAUUGAACACCAUCGGUUUGCCUAAUAGGGACAGCUUCGAGAUCAGUCCAUAUUUCCUCACUCUUUCUUGGAGCCAUUCUUCCCCCUUGUUUGUCCUCAUGGCUUGGAGCAGGCCCAAGCUUUGGCCUAUUAUGGGUAUCCCCAGUGAUCCUGGAGGUAGCUUUCUUGAUGAUUCUCUUCUUCUCCAGCUUAACAGAAAGAGAACUGGUAGGAGAAAGCGAAGAAGGGUGAUCAAAAGGUUCAUUGUUGCGGCUGAGUGGAUGUGUGUGUCUGUGUGUGUGGGUGAGUGAUGAGGGGGAAUCAAGAGAAUUACAUCUCCCCAUCUUUGUCAGCUUCUGAACUAGUGCUUUAGGUGGCAGAAACCUUCUUGAACGUGGGAUCAGGAUAACUGUGUAGAAAACGCAUCAGCUUUGAUACA
Molecule: messenger RNA, 3444 nt
Organism: Rhodamnia argentea
Lineage: Eukaryota; Viridiplantae; Streptophyta; Magnoliopsida; Myrtales; Myrtaceae
Exons: 2
Coding region: 172-1425 (417 amino acids)
Source: RefSeq, a predicted model, not a curated record